CUCUCAUCCCAAUCACCCCACCAUCUUCUUAUCUUCGCCCACGCGACUGGUCCGACUGCUCUCUUUUUGAUUGCCGCCGAGCUCGGGAGGGCCGCCAUCCAGCAGCCACACAGACCUUUCACCCAAAGCUCUGACACAACUCGCGUUUUGGUCCACCCCUGUCCGCACCAGGGCCCUGGGCCGACGCUCCCGCCAGCCGUCCAGGGGGUCCAGCCGAUGGGCCAGCACAUCCAACUCGAACAUGUCAGGCACGGUAGGACCCGCCCUUUCCGACGAUCGGCUAGGGGGCAUCCCAUCAGUCAGGCUCCUGCCAACCCUGCCUUCCGUGCGCGGCCAUGGCGAGCCUCACGGGCUGCUUCCCCCUGCGACAGGGCCUGCCCUGCCGGGCGAGUCUGACGUCUGGUUGCUCUUCCUUAGCUUAUAUCUCGCCGUUCCUCGUAUGGAGGCCGGGCUGUGCCACCCCCAGAUAUCGAUCGUACUAAUGAAUCCUGGAUUUUCUUCUUUGAUCAUCACCACGCCCGAUCCCAAGGUCUAGGCUCCCAACGACCCCACACGAACUGAUCAAAGCCGCUUUUUGGAAUUAUCAACAUUGCCACAGAGAAACGAAAAAGAAAGUACAUUCUACACCAUCUGUCGACCCGCGAGCUAGCAAGGGACCACGGAGAACGAACGAGGGAGUCGAGGAAAAAAGCAAGUGACAGAUCGACAUACAACCACGACGAGCAAGGACAAACAACGAAAAGCACUAGGGCUAGGAGGAGGAGACGGACGAUAGCCGUUGAGGAGACGUGGGCGGACCACGCAGCUGUUCCCCGCUGUCGGCCACUAUUGCGAGCUACGCACGCUACCAAAAAAAAAAAGAAAAAAUGGUGCCAAAAAGCACUUGCUCAAUCAGGCCGUCGACCCUGCUCGCCCAAGCCGUCCUCCUCAUGGCCUCGUCGGUCUCGGCCCUGACGCUCUCCGACUUCCAGUCCAUUGCGUCCACCAACGUGCCGCUGGGUUGCAUCAUGGCCUACAACAGGAGCCCCCUCGCGGGGUGCUCGCAGUCCGACUUCACGGCCGGGAGCGGGUGCGGCUCGAGGUGCGUGCGCUCGCUGGGUCUGAUGCAGACGACGCUCCAGAUCGUGUGCGACGGCGCGUCGGUGCCCGCCGGAUCGGUCCUGCGCGCCGCCCUGCAGGGCUCGCUCGUCGACACGCUGUGCGGCCGGGGCCUGCAGCCGCCGCAGACGACCAGCAUCACGACGAGGUUGGUGCUGCCGCCGUCGACGUCGAUAUUACCACCACCUCCUGCCACCACAUCAACGCGCAGGAUACCGCCACCAUCACAACCACCACUGUCGUCCACUUUUAUAACGACUUCUGUGGCGACGUCUGUAACGACGUCGAGAGGUUCACCGAGUCUCACACCGAUACCGGUGACGCCAGUCAUACCGCCGCCGCUAUCGUCAAGCGGGUCUUCAGAGAACGGGACCCCCGUGACGCCUCUACCGACAGGGACUCCCGCAACAACCAGCACACGGAGGCCACAGGAGACGGCGACAGCUCUUCCACAGACGCCAGGCCAGGGUGGCCAAAGAGGUGGCGGAAGCCCAUUCGAUCCCGUCGUGGUGGCCGGGGCGCAACACGCGCUACUCAUCAACCCGAUGGCGGUCCUUGCAUGGGCGUCUGCCGUCGGCCUGCUCGUCAUAGAGGGGGUCGUGCCCUGAGAAGGGCGGAUUGUGAGGUUCCCCAGAUGGGGGACCAGGGAAACCCUAUUAGGCACCAAGAGCGCGAUCCGCACGGAACCAAAUCGGUUCCGGCGCCUGCGCCACCAAUAAUGGGGGCCAGGAGAUAACACGGCUUUCCUGCAGCCUGCCUUGGAGCGGUUGCAGAUGUGCCUGGAGACAGCCUCCAUUCUGUUUAAUGUAUUUCUGAGACUCAAAUGUCGCGCACAGUGCCAACAAAAAGAACGGGCCAAAAAUCAAGCGGUUCCCCAGAGACACGACGACGAAAGGGAUCAGCGAAGAAAAGUCGGGAUGGCAGGAAAUGAGCUGAACAAGAAACUUCCCGCCCGAGGAAGAAAUGGGGUAAUAGAUUCGUAAAGUUAGUUUAAAGAAGCUGAAGAAUCAUAUGUGGGAUUUGCUGCCG
Molecule: messenger RNA, 2127 nt
Organism: Gaeumannomyces tritici R3-111a-1
Lineage: Eukaryota; Fungi; Ascomycota; Sordariomycetes; Magnaporthales; Magnaporthaceae
Exons: 1
Coding region: 867-1706 (279 amino acids)
Source: RefSeq, a predicted model, not a curated record